GGAGUAAAUCGAAAUUCUUCAUGAACCUUUGCGGCCGCAACGUUUUCACUUUGUAAAAUUAUUUUUAUAUAGCUCUGCUCAACAGUUAUAAUACAGGUCGUUGGACUCGGAAAAAGCUUACCUGAUUGGUCAAGCCGGACUGGGCAACACAGCUGAAUACGGACAGUUAGCACUUGGUCAGCAGGAUAACUACUGUAUGGGUGGACCGGGAAUCGUGAUGUCACGCGAGACACUUCGUACCGUUGCGCCGCAUUUGCGUUCCUGCCUGAUGGAGCUACUUACUAACCACGAGGACGUCGAACUUGGGAGGUAACA
This is a messenger RNA of Gongylonema pulchrum, 315 nucleotides long. NCBI's taxonomy places the organism in Eukaryota, Metazoa, Nematoda, Chromadorea, Rhabditida, Gongylonematidae. The record is from the annotation of a GenBank genome assembly.